GACGUUUGUGCGGUCAGGACUCAAGAGCGCCGCCAAGCGAUUACGCCGUUAAACGAAAAAUUGUGGAUGAGUGUUUUGAGCGUGUGAGCUGGGAAGUUCUUGAUGAAUCGAUACUUGGUUCUGAAAGAAAUGUCGAAUAGAUGUUUACUGGAACGCUCUUUUGAUGUUGGUCCGUGUGAUUCGACGCAAAGUUCAAUUGCAGAUCAGCUAAAGGCAGUGAAACACAGGGAAACCCGCAGGGACUACAUGAACGGGAGUGUUCUCCAAUGCAUGACAUGCAACACGGUGCUUGGAGACUCUCUAGGAAUCUGUGGGGAAGUCCAGAGCCUCCAGCUUAUCGUAUGUUUGAAAGUUUCUGAUGAUGUGAGUGUGAGUAAACCGUUGGAAAUGAGCUUAGAUGGUCAUCUGGCUUACUCCACCUACCAUCUUCUUCGCUGUGCUGGUUGUAAAAGCAGUGUUGGCCUUGCUCUUCACUCCACUCCAGAGCACCUGUCUGCUUUACGAAAUCUCUUCCUUUUACGAAAAGAGCUGAUAAAUUGCUACAUUCUAACAAAUGGCAAAUAUUUUCAAGCCUCAAAAAUGUGCUUCAAACACAGACUUCUGGACAAAAACAUAAAAGAGCUGAAACAGGAUUUAGAAGCCCAGCUGAAACAGGUGAAGAUUUUGGAGGGAAUGAUGGACAAACUGUGCACACACAGCGUUGACUAAGGAUAAAGUAUACAGCUUUUUGUUCAAAUAAAGUGUAUUUUUGUAAGGUAAUAACUAAAGAGAAAUGUUUACAAUG
Molecule: messenger RNA, 784 nt
Organism: Triplophysa dalaica
Lineage: Eukaryota; Metazoa; Chordata; Actinopteri; Cypriniformes; Nemacheilidae
Gene: oip5
Product: opa interacting protein 5
Exons: 5
Coding region: 103-708 (201 amino acids)
Biological process (GO): CENP-A containing chromatin assembly; chromosome segregation
Cellular component (GO): chromosome, centromeric region; chromatin; nucleus
Source: RefSeq, a predicted model, not a curated record